CUCUCCGUAACUGUAUCGAAGACAUGUAUGACAAGUUGAUAAAGCUUGACCCAUUAGAACGACAAAAGAAACGUGGCAGACAGAAAUUGAACCCAAACUACAACACAUUGUAUGCAGAACAUAAAAAAGUUAUACAAUAUGCGGAACCAUUGAUAAAUAUUAUUAAUACGUCGUCGCAAUCACUGACCACUGAGGGACCUAUAAAGGAUUAUGAAUGUUUAAAAUGUUGUCAAGUUCUGCCUACCGUAGAUGCAUUGAUAAACCAUGAAAAGAGUCAUCCUAAAACCAUGUGGUAUAACUGCCGUCUAUGUGGCAAAUCAUUUCCAAAACGGUAUCUAUUGAAGAAGCAUGCUAAUACGCAUUUGACGGAAAAGCCUCCGAAACCUCUGGCAAAUAGUUUCCAUUGUAACACUUGUGGGGAAACAACCAAUGAUUGUAAUGAAUAUUUACAACAUAUUGAGAAGCAUAAGUUUAAAGAAGUGAUGCAGCAUUUGGUGGAGAAGAAUAUGGACGAAUUAUGCUCUGUUUGUCUAGAUAAGAGUUCCAAAAUGACAACGUUGGAUAGUAUGGUAUGUUUGCAUGGAGGUCAUAUGGAUAUGACAGGAGACAGAAACAUUUAUAACAUACUGGCGUCUACCAUACCUGAUAUGAAUAUACUACACAAUUACACCGGAACAAAAAUAUGUGAAAAGUGCCUUAAUAAUGCCAUUACGUCAUAUAUUUUCAUACAUCAGUACCAUUUCAGUAGAAAUAGGUUAAACACUUGCGUUGAUUUCAUGCUGAAUAGUUUGAACGACAUUGACGCAGAAGAGGGUAAUGUAUUUGUAGAGAUAUCCAACCAUGCCAUCAUGCCUGCACUGGAAGAUUACGAUGAAAAUCUUCUCGUCAACGAGAAUGAUUAUUUAGACGAGUCUAAACUUAAAGUUGAAGUGCUUGAAGGCGAAUUUAGAAUGAAAGCUGAAGAGGAGUUUAAUGAAAUGAAAGGUAGUACGGAUAGCGACUCUGAUACUUCGACUGUUCUGUACAAUCCAGCGAAAGACGCGACGCAAACUUACUCAGCUAGGAGCAGAAUGAUCAAUGGAUACCAAACAGAUUCUAUGGAUAAAGUAAGCGAGUUCCUGACAUUUAAAAAGAAAAAACCGCCAAAGAAAAAGAAAUGUAAAUACACAUGCCCGCUUUGCUGUAAGCAUUUUAUAACAGAAUACUUCUUGAAACGGCACGUUUUGAAACACCGCUACAAGAAGGUCGAGUGCAAAUACUGCCCUCUGUACUUCAAAUCCAAAUUCUAUCUGUACGAACACACCAAAAUGGUUCAUAUCUUGAACCAUUCAAACUAUUACUCGUGCAAGACUUGCGGAAGAAUGUUUCUGGAUUACGGCACGCUCAGGUUGCAUGAGAGAAAUCAUAGGAAGAAAACUUGCGAUUUAUGUGACAAAAUAUUUGCUACACAGAGGUUUUAUGACAGUCAUAUGCAACGGCACGCGGCGCAAUGGCGGGUGUCAAUGCACGGCUCGAUUAAACUUGUAGUUUCUGCGAAAAAGAAUGUAGAGGGAAAACGGACCUGUUACUUCAUGUCAACAAAAUACAUCUACAAAUCAAACCACACUCUUGUGAUAUGUGUGAUCGACAGUUCUACACCGAAUAUGACUUGAGGAACCACGAGAAAGUCCACAAUGUACGCACCAAAGAGAAGUGUCAUUUCUGCGAUAUGGUCUUGAAGUCUAGAAAGCAGUUGGUGGUGCAUGUAAGAAAGCACAUCGGAGUGACACCCUAUAAAUGUCAUCUUUGUGAUCAAUCGUUCUACUGUGUGCAAAAGAAACGCAAGCAUAUGCUGUUAUAUCAUGGAGGGUUUACGUGUCAGUUUUGUAAAACUUCUUUAAGGAAUAAGGCUGCAUUGAAACAGCAUAUUGCUAAAGCCCAUAAUAUAAUUUAGCCGUGUGUUAAGUGCUUUAGAUUAUGAAAUGUGCCUAGAGGUAAAACUUCUAUUGCAAUCAUAUAGGAAAAUUGUAUAUUAUAUUGCAAAAAUUUCAGUUACUGAAUUUUGCUUUGGAAAUAUUUACUGUUACAUUGUAAAGUAUAAUGGCUUAAUUUUUAGUGGAAUAAUUGUAAUAAAAAUAGUAUUUAUGCUGGGAUAUCAUUUAUACUACAAAAGCAAUGAUCAUAAUAAUGUGCAUUCUACAUUAAAUAAAACUAUACGAAUACUUGAAAAUGUAAACAUUACUUGUUUUAGAAGUUUUAUUUCUGGCUAGUAGGUGCUACUCCUUUUUUAUGAGACAUUAUAAUGUUAUUGGGCAAUGUAAGGCGCGACUACACGAGAGGCAAGAACACGAAAAAUAGAAUACCCCCGCAUCUUCCUUCUUUGUUUUUUCAGUUAUUCAUGUUUUAUAUUUCCAAUCCUCGAUACUACUAAAAAAAAUCAUGAUUGUUUCGAUAAUGUUUAUUUCGGUGGGUAAAAACAUCUCUAAUCUUUCAUCUUAGUUUAUUUUAUAAACGCUGUCUUUUGUGUGACGUUAUGUUGGCAUUAUACUUGGCGUAUAUGUCAAAAUAUUCGCGCCUUUUGGGCAAAGCAAUAUCAUUAUUUAGCCGAUGCAAAGUUGUUGCAUCGGCUAAAUAAUGUAAGUCGCUCAAAUAUGCUAGGUGUGUUAUUUUACAAGACCGUCGGAGUCGGAUUUUCAUGUAUUGCAAAAAUGUAUGCAUUAUGUAAUUUGUAUAAAAUGAAAAAGCGCUGUAUCAGUUUCGUGUGUUGCGUCUAACGCCUGAAAUCGAUAAACGAUCUCGAUCGUUAUCUUUGGAUCGAUCCAGAGAACAAACCAAAAAUAUGUAUCAAACAUGGCGGACAAGCUUGAUUCUGAUUGGUCUAUUUUUGCGAUCCUACAAUAUCGAUACGGAUUGUUUAUUGAAAACGUUAAUUAAGUUGUUGAUGGUCUCAAGUUUUCUCAUCAAAGUUUAUUUUGUAUAAUAAUUUAAAAGUCAAGUCCUAGCUAUAUGUAUUAUUUAAGUACAUUUGAAUAUUUAAUAAACUUAUUUACAACGGGAA
Molecule: messenger RNA, 3037 nt
Organism: Manduca sexta (tobacco hornworm)
Lineage: Eukaryota; Metazoa; Arthropoda; Insecta; Lepidoptera; Sphingidae
Product: zinc finger protein 624-like
Exons: 2
Coding region: 24-1652 (542 amino acids)
Biological process (GO): regulation of transcription by RNA polymerase II
Cellular component (GO): nucleus
Molecular function (GO): RNA polymerase II transcription regulatory region sequence-specific DNA binding; DNA-binding transcription factor activity, RNA polymerase II-specific
Source: RefSeq, a predicted model, not a curated record